AUGGCGGAGGAUCAGGUCUGGCGUGGGGUGGGAUGGGGAAUGGAGGGAGUGCGACACAGGGAGAAUCAGCAGAGACAUGCAGGAGGACGGGUGGACGAGGAAAUAGAGAGUGCGGCGAGUGCGCUCCCUAUGCAGAGGCAUCAUCCACGAGCGGCGGAGAAUCCUGCUGCGGUGCAUGCAGAGGAACUAGAGGAUGGUGAAUGGGUGGCUGUGGAGACGGAACUGGCGGGACUGGAGAAUGCGGGGCCCCAGGUUUUCGAGGAGACGGAGCGAGGGUUUGAGGAGGCUGGCGACCGCAUCGCAGCUGGCGGCAGGGUGCAUACCACAGCAGAGCUAAUGCGGCGUUUGACGUUGGUGGCAAGGUCCGUGGCCAGGACUUCGUCGGAGCAACGUGUUCGUUUCAGCGACUGCAUGGCAGAGAUUCGCGAGUUUGGGUUGCAGAUGCAGAAUUGGGACAUGCGCCAUAUGCAGGACUACGAUGAUCUAACUCACGAGUACCACGAGCUCAAGGCUGAGGUGGUCCGGGAACGCAACGAGCUAAACCAAUUGCGUGCUGCUGUUUCGACCUCUGUCGCCGAGGCACGAGUGGCAGCAGCUGAUGCGGGUCGUGCAGCUGCAGCAGCGGCUGUGGGAGCAUUGCAGGAAAAGUUAGAGGGUUUUUUCGAGAACUUAGGGGUGAAGCUGAAGAGUGUGGUUGAGCAGGUGAUAGAGCGAUCGUCGCUGGAGGCCACGAUCACAUCCAGCUCCAUGGAACACCUGCAAGCAGCUAUUGACAACAGUGUAUACACAACGGGCGCUGGUGUGGCAGAUAUUGACUUGUCUGAACCAGUGAGGAGAAACUGGAGAGAGACGUACGCAGCAAAGAAAGUGCAGAAAGAGAAGGAGAAGGAGAGCGUGGAGAGGAGGACGGCUGAAGCGCGGAAGCGGCAAGCAAUUCAGACGGCGCAAGUGGCGGCUGCAAAGAAGAGGCGGGCUGAGAGCGGGUUGGGAAAUACGAGGGUGGAGGACCGGCCUGGGACUGUUAGCAGCGGGAGAGUGAUGGAAAACCAACCGGCGGGUACAGCCGCCGAGGCAAGGAUGGUGGAACGCGAAAAGGAGGAUAAGCGGCGGAGAGAGGAGCAAAAAAGGGAGGAGGCGAGGAAGGUGGAACGCAAAAAGGAGGAGAAGCGGCAGAAGGAGGAGGAGCGGAAAAGGGAGGAGGCGAGGAAGGCGGAACGCGAAAAGGAGGAGAAUCGGCAGAAGGAGGAGGCGAGGAAGGCGGAACGGGAAAAGGAGAAGCGGCAGAAGGAGGAGCGGAAAAAGGAGGAGUCGAGGAAGGCGGAACGCGAAAAGGAGGAGAAUCGGCAGAAGGAGGAGGCGAGGAAGGCGGAACGCGAAAAGGAGAAGCGGCAGAAGGAGGAGGAGCGGAAAAAGGAGGAGGCGAGGAAGGCGGAACGCGAAAAGGAGGAGAAAAGGAGGACGAGGAGCAAGAGGGAGGAGGCGAGGAAGGCGGAACGCGAAAAUGAGGAGAAGCGGCGGAAGGAGGACGAGGAGCGGAAGAGGGAGGAGGCAAGGAAGGCGGAACGCGAAAAGGAGGAGAAGCGGGGGAAGGAGGACGAGGAGCGGAAGAGGGAGGAGGCGAGGAAGGCGGAACGCGAAAAUGAGGAGAAGCGGCAGAAGGAGGACGAGGAGCGGAAGAGGGAGGAGGCGAGGAAGGCGGAACGCGAAAAGGAGGAGAAGCGGCAGAAGGAGGACGAGGAGCGGAAGAGGGAGGAGGCGAGGAAGGCGGAACGCGAAAAGGAGGAGAAACGGCAGAAGGAGGACGAGGAGCGGAAGAGGGAGGAGGCGAGGAAGGCGGAACGCGAAAAGGAGGAGAAGCGGCAGAAGGAGGACGAGGAGCGGAAGAGGGAGGAGGCGAGGGAGGCGGAACGCGAAAAGGAGGAGAAACGGCAGAAGGAGGACGAGGAGCGGAAGAGGGAGGAGGCGAGGGAGGCGGAACGCGAAAAGGAGGAGAAGCGGCAGAAGGAGGACGAGGAGCGGAAGAGGGAGGAGGCGAGGGAGGCGGAACGCGAAAAGGAGGAGAAGCGGCAGCAGGAGGACGAGGAGCGGAAGAGGGAGGAGGCGAGGGAGGCGGAACGCGAAAAGGAGCAGAAGCGGCAGCAGGAGGACGAGGAGCGGAAGAGGGAGGAGGCGAGGAAGGCGGAACGCGAAAGGGAGCAGAAGCGGCAAGAUGAAGAAGAGGAGCAGAAGAGGGAGGAGGCGAGGAAGGCGGAACGCGAAAAGGAGGAGAAGCGGCAGAAGGAGGACGAGGAGCGGAAGAGGGAGGAGGCGAGGAAGGCGGAACGCGAAAAGGAGGAGAAGCGGCAGAAGGAGGACGAGGAGCGGAAGAGGGAGGAGGCGAGGAAGGCGGAACGCGAAAAGGAGGAGAAGCGGCAGAAGGAGGACGAGGAGCGGAAGAGGGAGGAGGCGAGGAAGGCGGAACGCGAAAAGGAGGAAAAGCGGCAGGAGGAGCGGAAGAGGGAGGAGGCGAGGAAGGCGGAACGCGAAAAGUAG
Molecule: messenger RNA, 2532 nt
Organism: Closterium sp. Yama58-4
Lineage: Eukaryota; Viridiplantae; Streptophyta; Zygnematophyceae; Desmidiales; Closteriaceae
Source: the annotation of a GenBank genome assembly